This is a messenger RNA of Theileria equi strain WA, 279 nucleotides long. RefSeq names its product RNA polymerase small subunit, putative. Gene Ontology annotation, cellular component: RNA polymerase III complex; RNA polymerase I complex. The coding region runs from base 1 to 279 and encodes 92 amino acids. Lineage: Eukaryota; Apicomplexa; Aconoidasida; Piroplasmida; Theileriidae. Gene Ontology annotation, molecular function: DNA binding; DNA-directed RNA polymerase activity; protein dimerization activity. The transcript is spliced from 2 exons. The record is from RefSeq and is a predicted model, not a curated record. Gene Ontology annotation, biological process: DNA-templated transcription.
AUGAGCGAUUCCUCGCCAAAUAUUACGUUUUCGAUAGAAAACGAGGAUCAUACCCUAGGAAAUGUUUUAAGAACGCUUCUGGUAGAGCGCGAUGAUGUAGUUUUUGCAGGAUACUCAGUUCCACAUCCUAUGCAACCAGAAAUGAACAUUCGAAUCCAAACCACAGGUCAGCCGGCUGUCGAAGUAUUUUCGCAGAGUUUGGGAGAUUUGGUGGAAAUUUGCGAUACACUCACAGAUGCCUUUAAAAAGGCCAUGGAUGAGGCCAUGCUCACUGAUUGA